Messenger RNA from Aspergillus uvarum CBS 121591, 2520 nucleotides. Its product is annotated as ketoacyl-synt-domain-containing protein. The record is from RefSeq and is a predicted model, not a curated record. NCBI's taxonomy places the organism in Eukaryota, Fungi, Ascomycota, Eurotiomycetes, Eurotiales, Aspergillaceae. Gene Ontology annotation, biological process: fatty acid biosynthetic process; secondary metabolite biosynthetic process. Gene Ontology annotation, molecular function: fatty acid synthase activity. The transcript is spliced from 10 exons. Bases 1 to 2061 code for a protein of 686 amino acids.
AUGAUUUCUGCAGGGAACUCGAGUGAAACAGACGCAUCUGAACGCGAUCCGAAGAGUUCCUGGUCUCCGAUUCCGGAAUCUCGGUUUCACGCGGAGAGCUGGUAUCAUCCGAAUAAGGAACAUCUAGGGACUUCAUAUGUGAAAGGCGCGCAUUUCCUCGCGGAGGACAUUUCCCGGUUCGAUGCUGUGUUCUUCAACUUCACAGCCGACGCGGCCAGCACAAUGGACCCUGAAGUGCGCCUCCAAUUAGAGACCGUCUACGAGCCCCUGGAAAGUGCAGGUCUCCCCCUCGAUCAAGUGGCUGGCUCUCGCACCGGCGUCUAUGCAGGGACCUGUUUCCGAGAUAACCACGACAGCUUAUUGCGCGACCCCGAUACCCUAGCUCGGUCCUUCCUCACGGGCAAUGGCGCGGCAAUGAUCGCGAACCGGAUCUCGCAUUUCUUCGAUCUCCGCGGGCCCAGUCUGAUGGUCGACACCGGGUGUUCGACGACGCUGACGCUGCUGCAUUUGGCAUGUCAGAGUCUCCGGCCGGGCGAGUCAGACAUGGCCAUCGUGGGUGGCUCCAAUAUCCUACUCAACCUGGAUAUGUCCAUUGCCGGAUCGAAUCUCAGCUUGUUUUCGGCGCAAGGGCGCUGUUUCGCCUUCAAUUCUCGAGCCACGGGCUAUGAACGUGGGGACGGAAUUGCCAGUAUGAUCAUCAAGCCCCUGAUAGCGGCAGAUGGUAAAACAGCGACUCUGACUUCGCCCAGUCAGGAGGCACAGGAGGUCUUGAUGCAAGAGUGCUAUAAGAUGACUGGUCUCGAUCCGCGCGACACCGGUUUCGUGGAAGCCCACGAGACAGGCACGCAAGCGAGCGAUGCCAUCGAAGCUCAUUCGAUUAGGCGCGUGUUUGGACUCAGACGCAGCACUGAGUGCCCACUUGUCGUCGGUUCGGUGAAGACGAACACCGGCCAUACGGGAGCUGCUAGUGGUCCGGUGGUUGUUAUUAAAGCAGUCAUGGCGAUCGAGAAGCAGGCUAUUCCUCCGCAUCCGAACUUCGAGUCGCCGAACGAGAAUAUUGCAUUUGAUGCAUUAAACUUGAAGAUCCCCCUCAGUGCGAAUGCCCAUGCUAUCAUAGAGAGCCCAGAGAUUUUGCAGCGGACUACUUACUAUCUCGCGACCAGGAUCCAUGAAAGCGAGGAAAACGAGGAGUUGCUCGAUCAGCUGGCUUUUACACUCGAACAGCGACGCACCCGGUUUCCUUGCACCAUAGCCUGGAGUGGCUCGUCAAUCACUGAAGCAUACGCCACCCUCGAUGCCCCAGGUUUGACAACCCAGCGCAGUAUGCGCGCUCAAUGGUUUGCCAUGGGUCGCGAGCUGCUCGACGCUUAUCCGGUCUUCUGUGAUACCAUACACGAGGUCGACGCUUGCUUGAAGUCAAUGGGGGCUACGUGGUCUGCCCUCGAGGAACUGGAGCGAAAUGCCAAGGAAAGUCGUCUCAACCAGGUCCCGUAUAGUCUACCACUGAGCGGCGUCUAUCCUGCAGGAGUCACCGCUCAUAUCAGUGGAGAGGGCGUUGCUGCCUACGCCGCCGGAGCCGUCACCCUGAAAGGCGCACUGGCAAUCGUGUACAUCCGAGGUGAUCUGACCAAACGUCAGGAUGCUGAGAAGGCGCUGGCUGCGAUUCGAUCCGGCAAGGUCAUCAUCGCCUGCGUGAACAGUCCGUCCAGCGUGACGAUCUCGGGCGACGAGUGCGCGAUUGAGGAAAUCAAGACCCCGCUCCAUGGCCGUGGUGUCUUUGUGCGUCGUCUUCAUGUCGAGGCAGCCUAUAAUUCGCACAACAUGCUGCCGCUGGCCGAGGCGGAAAAGGAUAAUAAAAGGAUAACGUCGGCUGCAGAGAUUGCUCACCCCGACCGCUGGGUGCGUAACAUGGUGCGGCCGGUGAAGUUUCUGAGCGCGUGGCGUAACUUGUAUCAUGAUGAUUCUGACGCUACCAAGACCACUAUUGACAUGCUUGUUGGGGUCGGCCCGCAUGGCGCUUGGCUGGUCCUAUUCGGCAAACGUUGGCGUUACCUGGGCUGAGUAGUGUGGGGAUCACCUAUGCUACGUGUCUGUCGCAUGUCCAGAAUGCUGUCCAGACCAUGCAUCAGCUCGUCCGCACUCUUCUGCAAGCGGGCUAUCCUGUUGACCUGAAAGCCGUCUACUUCCCCUGCGGCUGAAGCACCUUGCCCGUCUUGACUAAUUUUCCACCCUGCCCGUGGAACCAUGAGGCCUCAUAUUGGGCCGAACCUCGUCGUAACGAAGAACUCCGCCAUCGAACUGCCAUCCCUCGCGAUCUUGUUGGGGUUCCUGCACCAGGAUCGACUCAGACCACGCCCACGUGGCGACAUAUAGUCCAUCCUCGUGAUAUCCCUUGGGUGCGCGACCACAUCGUGCAGGGAUAAUUUCUCUAUUCCGGGGCGGGAUCUAUGAGCAUGGUGGUUGAGGCACUGCGACAGUUGCAAUCACAGCCCAACCCAUCCAUGGCUAUUAGGGUUUAAG